GCCCUCCUCUUCUCGGCCGAAACUUUUCACGUUUCACAAUUAGUUUCGCGCGAGCGUCGCGAUCCAUCGUGACAUCCCAUUGAUACGAGCCGAGGGGAAAAAAAAAAGUCGAACUCGUCGCGAAUAAGAAGAUGCCACGAAAGCGACGCGCCUCGACGCCUACGCUGGAAGCGGACGAGGAUGAAUUCGCGUCCGAGGGCAAGUACAGCAAGGACGAUUUGGAGAGCCGUGCGCCGAGGAACGCGGCCAACGCGAGGGAACGGGCCCGGAUGAGGGUGCUAAGCAAGGCGUUUUGCAGAUUGAAAACGACUCUACCUUGGGUACCAGCCGACACGAAGCUCAGCAAAUUGGACACCCUCCGCCUCGCGGCCACGUACAUCGCUCAUCUUCGAGCCGUUCUCAGAGACGACGCGGACCCGCACUCCGAGACCAGGUCUUUGUCCCUGGCGCUGUCGUGGCCGUUUACUUUUCAAAGUGGUAACGCUUCCAUGUUGAUGAACAACAGUUGCAACGUAUCAUCGUCAACUUCAUCGAGCCCUAAUCAGUACCGUGGUCAGCAGGGAGCGCACGAGAUCCAGAAUUUCCAUCAUUCUGGGCAUCAUCAAGCCAUGUCACUACGUCAUAAUCACGAGUCGCUUUCGUAUUUCUAAUAAAGCUUCUUUUUCUUUUUUAUCGAAGGGAUAUACGAGAAAAGAACAUUCUGUUCGUUCGAACAAAAAAGGAAAAAAAAAUUUCUUCACUCGCAAUAACAUUAUUAUAUAUGAAAUCGUAUAAAUGAAAAUUUAUAUUUAUUUUUCAGAGUGCCUUAUCGUACCUAUUUAUUGAUCUGUAUUCACUUUAAGGACGAUUAUUAUAAUAUCUUUAGAUUAGAUCCCAUUAUUGUAACCAAAGCGUAAAUACUAGUCCAAAUAAAAUAUUUCUAUACAGAGUUAAUAAA
Messenger RNA from Apis mellifera (honey bee), 937 nucleotides. It is a transcript of the gene HLH54F, whose product is annotated as transcription factor 21. Gene Ontology annotation, molecular function: protein dimerization activity; RNA polymerase II transcription regulatory region sequence-specific DNA binding; DNA-binding transcription factor activity, RNA polymerase II-specific. NCBI's taxonomy places the organism in Eukaryota, Metazoa, Arthropoda, Insecta, Hymenoptera, Apidae. The record is from RefSeq and is a predicted model, not a curated record. The coding region runs from base 132 to 650 and encodes 172 amino acids. Gene Ontology annotation, biological process: regulation of transcription by RNA polymerase II; developmental process. The transcript has 3 exons.